AUGCCUGGAUUUAUGAAUUGUAGUCCAUUAUAUUGGAAUAUCCGGGGCCUCAAAUCAUCCCGGAUAAGAUUGGAUAAGUUGGUUAGAAAGUUGAAAUUAAAUUUAAUUAUGAUUGCUGAACCGUUUGCAGAUGAGAACAGGUUGGAUAUGUUGAAAAAUAGACUGAAGUUCGAACACAGUUUCUCCAAUCAGUGUGCUGAUGGGAAACUUUGGGUGCUUUGGGGAGGUGGCUUACAUAUCACAGUCACUAAUUUCAGCUCCCAACACAUCACCAUUUCAUUGGUUAUAAACUCUCAACAUUACUUCAUAUCAGUAGUUUAUGCCAGAUGUAGUUAUUUGGAAAGGCGAGAACUCUGGAGGUCGUUGCAAAUGGAUGUCGUGGAAGACACUCCUUGGCUAUGCCUUGGAGACUUUAACAUUAUUCGCAGGGAGGAAGAGAGAAGAGGCGGGAGACCUCGUUUGAGGAUUGCUAUGAAGGAUUUUAAUGAGUUUGUUGAUAAUUGUGGACUCAUGGAAAUGAAGUCAGUAGGAAGUAAAUUCUCUUGGUGUAAUGGCCAGAGGGGUCUUUCUAGAAGCUGGUCGAAGAUUGACAGAUGUAUGCUGAACUCACUGGCUGCCAACUCCUUACCAGAUGCUUUUUGCAGGGGUAUUUUCAGUUUGACUACCAAAUUGAAGAAAUUGAAAGGGAUCUUAAAGGAAUGGAACCGGCGGGUUUUCGGGCAUACUGAAACCAACAUACAGAAUCUAGAGAAGCAAAUAGAGGAUUUAGAAAACCAACUUCAGAUUGGUUUCUCGGAAUCUAUUGAAUCAGAUUUGUUAGUUGCUAAAGAAAAUCUUGCUACAUUGUGA
This is a messenger RNA of Carya illinoinensis, 849 nucleotides long. RefSeq lists its product as uncharacterized. Bases 1 to 849 code for a protein of 282 amino acids. NCBI's taxonomy places the organism in Eukaryota, Viridiplantae, Streptophyta, Magnoliopsida, Fagales, Juglandaceae. The record is from RefSeq and is a predicted model, not a curated record. The transcript is spliced from 2 exons.